This is a messenger RNA of Trypanosoma brucei brucei TREU927, 336 nucleotides long. RefSeq lists its product as hypothetical. Bases 1 to 336 code for a protein of 111 amino acids. The transcript has a single exon. The record is from RefSeq and is a predicted model, not a curated record. NCBI's taxonomy places the organism in Eukaryota, Euglenozoa, Kinetoplastea, Trypanosomatida, Trypanosomatidae.
AUGUGGUUGGGCUGUUCCGUUUUUGCGGCAUGGAUGUGCGGCUCGUACAGUUGGUGUGGCACGUGUGCGACAAUGCAAGCUUUUUUGUUGUUGGUUCCAUCCACGAUUUUUUCUCCUCCUUUUAACAGACUUCUUUUCGGGAUCCCUUGUUCGACAGUAUUGUAUGCCGCUCACUUCUCUUCCAAGGGAUUGAAUGUUGAAGUUCGCAUUAAAAUCCUUUCGCAAUUAUUUUUUUUGUUGGUGUUGUCUGUAACUUUUUUACUACUGGUACUUGGCGUAUUCCCGUUACUUUUGGUAGCUGAAGUAGUUCAAGCUUGUAAUAAACAACCAAGUUAA